AUGGCUCUAAAAUAUCAUAUAUUAAAAGUAGCAGGUAUUUCGUGCAUGAUUGCCGUUGCACUUUGUGCCCCACUUGAGAAAUCUAUAAGCGACAUAUCCGCAAGAAGAAAAGAAUUCAUUUCCCUCAGAUACCAAACCACACUUAAAUCAAGUGCUUUUUACAGAGACAUUGAGGCACAGAUUGACUACAACCUGAUGCGAAUCCGCGAGCUGGAGAAGGAGGAAAUAAAGGAGUUCAGCAGGAUAAAGAAGAAAAUCCAGGAAGAGACAGCAGACAUAAAGGACGAGCUCUUUCAAAUUAUGAUGAAAAUGAAUGAUGAGAAGAAGAGUGGGUUCACCAUAAACAGCGAGUACAACACUAUGAAAUUAUCCAUACUUUCAAGAAAUAAUUACUCAGUUCCUUCUAGGGUGCUUGACAAGUUUGUUAGAAUGAACCGCAAUGAAAUUAUUUGCAAUGAAAAUAAAGUGCGUGAGGUUUUGUACAGUGCAGCGCCCAUUCUUAGAUCCAUUGAUGGACCAGAGACCUUUAUACAGAACUUGGUAAAUCAGUGCCGCAUUGAACCAGAUCUCUCAGUCUCAGAAAUCCUAGAGAAUAAUUUACACUACCUACUACCAGCCCGCAUGGAAAACAGAGAGGAAAUACUUGGAUUCUUGUCGGAAGCAUACAAAAACCCAGAAAACAGCAAGAAUUUAAAGUGCGAACUAGCAGAGAUACAAAAGAGUCCCUUGAGACUGGAGUGUGAUAUUAAUGGAAACAACUGCAGCCAAAAUGACAUGGAACGCUUUGGAAAAGAAGGCACCUUUGAGUGGAUGCUUGAUGUUCUAAUGGCAGAGUACAUUAUGAACAACGGAAGAUUCCAGGGCGCAACUAGACCACUGGUGGCCUUGCAAAGGAUUGUAGUCCAGGAGGACUGCCCAGGCAAAGAGAGAAUAAGCCACUUAAUUAGCUCGCUUAGCUACAACACAGAUGUAUCCUACAGUGAGAGAAAUGCAAACCACAUUGGAAGGCAUGUAUCUGGCCUGCCUGCAAACCACAAGAAUAAGCUGGUUUCGUGCACAUACUGCAGGAAUACAGACUUGCUGCCACACAUUCAAGGAGACUACAGAGAGAUAGUUUUGGAUAUGCUUUCUGCAUUCACGCUAGUAUCCGCAGUAGAAGAUGAUGGAACAGGCAACAUGUGGACAUAUUUUGAGAACUAUCACUAUAUCUGGUACAGAAUUAAGAAGUACAACGUAGAAGUAGAAAGAAUAGAUGGUGGUGACAGACCAUAUAUUAACUUGCACGUGCGCACUAACUUGCCUUCUAUAACCAGGAUAUGGGCUAUUUCGCUUAUUGCCAUUAAUGAAUUCAUGCAUGAGUACGAAGCCAUAACAGUCACUGAACCAAAUACCUCUGCAUCACGGAAUUAA
This is a messenger RNA of Nematocida ausubeli, 1410 nucleotides long. RefSeq lists its product as uncharacterized. Lineage: Eukaryota; Fungi; Microsporidia. Bases 1 to 1410 code for a protein of 469 amino acids. The record is from RefSeq and is a predicted model, not a curated record. The transcript has a single exon.